AUGUCUUCUGAUGAGCAAGAUGCCUUGGAUGCCUUGGAACGAGAGGCAUCGGACUUUACCAAGGACGCCGAGAUCGAUCGCAUUAGAAAAGCCUUUUCGUUAGAUGCCUACGCCGUGCUCGAUCUGCAGCCGGGAGUGACAGAAUCUGAUAUCAAAGUGCAGUAUCGCAAAAAGUCCCUUUUGAUCCAUCCGGAUAAGACGAAAAAUCCCGCAGCACCGGAUGCCUUCGAUCGCCUGAAGAAAGCCCACUCCACUCUUAUGGACGAGAAAACCCGUACCUAUCUAGACGAGUGCAUUGCCGAUGCGCGCCGUUUAUUGAUCCGCGAACACAAGUACACUGUGGACUCGCCUGAGCUGCAAACGGACGAAUUCAAGAAGGAGUGGCGCCAGAAGACGGUACAGGUGCUUCUGGAAGAGGAGUCACGUCGACGUAGGCAAGCCAAGGCGCGCUUACAAGAGGAAGGACGGGAGAGGCGCAAGGAAGAGGAGGAGAUUGCGGAGCGGAAACGGAAACGGGACCAGGACAAGGCGUGGGAGGAUACUCGCGAUGAGCGAAUUGGCAGCUGGCGAGAUUGGCAAAAAGGGCAAAAGAAAGGAGAAGGGGAUAAGAAAAAGAAGAAGAAACUGAAAGUGUUAGGCUAA
Molecule: messenger RNA, 642 nt
Organism: Aspergillus tanneri
Lineage: Eukaryota; Fungi; Ascomycota; Eurotiomycetes; Eurotiales; Aspergillaceae
Product: J domain-containing protein
Exons: 3
Coding region: 1-642 (213 amino acids)
Source: RefSeq, a predicted model, not a curated record